AUGGCCACUACUACUUCUAAGGAUCAUACUAGUGAAACCACUCCCUCCCUCCUACCGGCCUAUGUCGAGGAAAUAACCAACAUCGAUACUUUUGUCACGACGAUACAAAAACUUUCUGACUGCAUUACUAAAGCGGUCUCUGACGGCAAGUCAGUCACCGCCGCAAAGAAGAGACUCAUCAACCUAGCUGCCGAGGAGAUCAGAAGGGUUCAGGCAGUGUCAAAUCACAAACUUAGAGUGGAAUUUGAUACAACCGAACAACGUAACGACACCCUACAAAAGCUAAAAUCGUCUGAGCACGUAAGCGUUGAGCCGGCUAAGGGACUGCGGCCAAUGAUUAUACUAAAGGGUAUAUCCAAAAAUAUACCAGCUGAAGAGAUAGCUGGUAUUGUCAGGGGGCAGAACCCAGAGUUGAAAGAGGCUUUUAUUGAGGACGAUGACAUGCGCCUCCGAUUUAGGCGUAGCAACAAAAACCCGGGGCUAUACAACGCAGUGUUUCUUGUGGCACCCAAACUCUUUCGUAAAUUCAUUGAAAAGGGCAAAAUCAGUGUUGACUACCAGCGACUACACAUCAGCGAAUUCUCACCCUUUCUGCAGUGCCACAGGUGUCUGCAGUUUGGGCACAUUAAAAAGUACUGCACAGCCGCAACUAGUCAAUGCUCGCACUGUUCCAGUAAGGAGCACACAGGCGAAAAAUGUCCUGAUAAGGGCAAACAAGGUGGCUAUCAAAUUGCAUUGCUGUCGGAGCCAUAUGUUGGCUCAGGAAAUGAGGUGCGACCAACUCAGGGACUCAACAUACAUCAAUUUGGUGGAAAAGGUAGAGUUAAGGCGUGUAUACUCACUAAACCAGGCUGCGGUCAGGUGAUUGGUAUGUCACAAUACUCUAACUCAAAUCUUUGCGUUAUUCAAUUCACAAGUGGCGGUCAUAAAAUACUCAUAGCCUCCGCAUAUAUCGAACCGAAUUCAGACGAAAAUAACACAUUAGAGCAUAUAGAUAAUUUUCUCAAGAUCUCCCGAUGCCCAAAUACCAUCAUUGGCGGUGACUUUAAUGGAUGGCACCAUCUAUGGGGCAGUAAGACCAAUAACCCUAGAGGAUGUGCGGUAGUAGAGCUGGCACAUGCAAAUGAUCUCUUCGUUUGCAAUGUCGGCACCUCACCCACCUUUGAAACCGUCACACACGGCAGGGAUCGGACUUCUAUAAUAGACCUCACAUUGGCCCAUGGACACAUAUUUGACCGUGUAAUCGGGUGGAAGGUCAACCUCAACGCCUGCCCUUCAUCGCAGCAUAAUGCGGUGGAAUACGAGAUUGCGACUGAGAAUUCUUCCUUAAACUCCUCAUCGAUAACCAACUCCACGUUUAAGUACAACAGCAACAAGGCCAAUUGGGGAAUAUUCAAGGAUGCACUCAACACGCUUAUGACCAAUACAGAUAUAUUGGAGAGAGACAUCGGAUCGCUGAACACAGCUGGCUUGGAGAAAUUGAUUGAUGACAUCUGCGGGAUCAUUCAUAAAGCGUGUGAAGAAUCUAUGCCGACAAAGAAAGGCCGAUCCCUGACGAAGCAUCGCCCGUUAUGGUGGACGGAAAAACUGACAGACCUCAAAAAAGAAGUCAUCCAGUUACACCACAGACUAAACCGAAUGAGACGUCGGAAUCUGCCUCUAGACCAACUAGCAGAGGAAUUAAAUAAUAAAAAGGCAAUAUAUGCGGAGGAACUGAGGGCGGAGUCUUCCAGGAGUUUUAGAGAGUUCUGCGAACUACAAACAAAAGAAAACGUUUGGACUCUCACGAAUAGACUUCUGAAGGACACUGCACCCAAGCGGCCACCAGCCACCAUAAAAAUUGGUGACAAUUACACCAGCAGCGAAACGGAGACGGCCCAAGCACUCCUGGAUCACUUUUACGGUGAUGAUACACCAGAUAAUGAUACGCACCAACACCAGUUUCUUAGAUCCAGAAUCGGGAAUGAGCCAGAUGGAGUAGAUGAACCCCCAUUCGCUGUCGAGGAAGAUGUAAAUACCCUACAAACAAAUACCAAUCGCGCUCUGGAAAUCAUAUUGGAAUGGGGGCAAAGUGUCAAAUUGACAUUUGGACCCACUAAGACGCAAGCCAUUGCAUUCACGCGUAAGGCUGAAGAAGCACACCUUAUAAUGGGGAGACACACUUUAGCGUUUCAAAGGAGUAUUAAGUUCUUAGGCAUGAUCAUUGACCGAAAGCUUCUGUUCGCUGAUCAUGUUAAGUACGUUGUUGGGAAGGCCAUGCGAAUUUUCAACAAACUAUGCAUUUACACCCGACCAACCUGGGGAGCCCAUCCCGAUAACGUGCAAACCAUCUAUCGACAGGUCAUUGAGCCUACAAUUACAUACGCAGCAGGUAUCUGGGGUCAAGCGGCGAAAAAACGAUAUGUAAGGAAGCUCUUGGAGUCGGCCCAAAGGGGAUUUGCAAUAAAGGCAAUUAGGGCCUUUAGGACAGUCUCAACGGUGGCAGCGGUCGCUCUGGCUCAAUUUGUGCCCUUGGACCUCAGGGUCCUGGAGGUACAUGAAGUUGAGACAGUUCGACUGAAAGGGGCAACCAACUUAAUACCAAGGGAUAUACAAUAUGAGAGGCCCACACCUGUGCAUGAGUUAUUACAUCCGUCAAAAAGAAUAAGUAUUGAGUGUGCAGACCUGAAUUCGGAAAAUCUAGAACAGGAAACAGCGCCCAUUCGAAUCUAUACAGAUGGAAGCAAGCUCGAGAAUGGCGGUGUGGGAGCGGCUUUCGUCUGUUUCGAAGGUUCAAAAUUUAUAUACAAAAAGAGGCUGAAACUACAUACUAGCUGCUCUGUGUUCCAAGCGGAACUCUUGGCGAUUAAAGAGGCUUGCGAGUGGACUUUGGACCGGAGAUUGAAGCAAGGAGACGAAAGACCCCAAAGGGGCACAAGGAUGCACAUGGGAUGCAAGGAGGUUAUACAGAUCUUGAGUGACUCUCAGGCGGCACUGAGAGCACUCCAAAAGAGAUCUAACACCCACCCCAUUGUGGCAAAGACUCAUGACACAAUAUAUACAGCUGCUCAAGUGGAUCUUAAUUUCAUAUUCUCAUGGGUUAAGGGCCAUGCGGGCGACGCAGGUAACGAAAUUGCUGAUGAGACAGCCAAAGGCGCUGCCACACAACACAAAACCCUUGACUACGCGAAGUUCCCUAUGAGCUUUGUAAAAAGGACUAUGAGGGAAAAAACUUGGAGAACUUGGCAGAAAAGAUAUGAAAGCGCGGAACAAGGAGCGCGCACAAAAGAAUUACUCCCAAAACUGACGGACAUUUGUGCACUAUGGAAAGCAACCAAAGUAUCAUUUCAAUUAACGCAGGCUUUAACAGGUCAUGGCUACCACAAGGAAUAUCUGCAUAGAUUCAAAAUCGCUGCCGAUCCAUUCUGCCCCUGUGACAAUACCACUACUCAAACGUUAACUCAUUUGUUGAGGGAGUGUCCUAGAUUUGAGUAUAAUAGACUAAGACACGAGAUGCUUUGUAGCAAUCUACGUAUAUCACCGUACUGUGUAACGGAACUUUCAAAUAAACAAAGUGCUAUUGAAUCCUUCGUUACAUUUAUUAAUUACAUCAUAGAUAAGCUUAAAGGAUUCAAUAAAUUGUAA
Molecule: messenger RNA, 3624 nt
Organism: Parnassius apollo (apollo)
Lineage: Eukaryota; Metazoa; Arthropoda; Insecta; Lepidoptera; Papilionidae
Source: the annotation of a GenBank genome assembly